Messenger RNA from Alosa alosa (allis shad), 2411 nucleotides. RefSeq names its product kelch-like family member 41b (gene klhl41b). Gene Ontology annotation, molecular function: protein binding. The transcript has 6 exons. The record is from RefSeq and is a predicted model, not a curated record. The coding region runs from base 160 to 1998 and encodes 612 amino acids. NCBI's taxonomy places the organism in Eukaryota, Metazoa, Chordata, Actinopteri, Clupeiformes, Clupeidae.
CUUUUCUCUGCUCUGCCCUUUUCCAGCCAGCACCGUGUGGUGAGCAGACCUGUGGCCACCAUCUCCUCUCCUCCUCCUCCGUUUUUUCCCCAAUUUCCCUUUCUUUGGACUACUUCAGCCACAAAACCUAGUCUCCUUGAACCCCUCUCUCCCUCCAUCAUGGAUCCGAAAGCCAUUAAAGAGGAGCUGCGCCUUUUCCAGAGCACCCUGUUGCAGGAUGGCCUGAAGGAGCUGCUGAAUGAGAACCGCUUCGUGGACUGCACCCUGAAGGUGGGCGACCGCUGCUUCCCCUGCCACCGCCUCAUCAUGGCCGCCUGCAGCCCUUACUUCCGGGAGCUCUUCUUCACCGAGGACGGCAAGGAGAAGGCGGACACCAAGGACGUGGUCCUGGACGACGUGGACCCCAACAUCCUGGACAUGAUCGUCCGCUAUUUGUACUCAGCUGAGAUCGACCUGAACGAUGACAAUGUGCAGGCCAUUUUUGCAGUGGCCAACCGCUUCCAGAUCCCAUCUGUCUUCACCGUCUGCGUCAACUACUUGCAACAGAAGCUCUCACUGACCAACUGCCUGGCCAUCUUCAGGCUUGGCUUGGUGCUCAACUGCCCCCGCCUGGCCGUCGCCGCCCGGAACUACAUUGCCGACCGCUUUGACAGUCUCUCCGCUGAGGAGGAAUUCCUUCAGCUCGCGGCCCAUGAGCUGUUCGCCAUCAUUGGCACGGAUACGCUUAACGUGGAGCAUGAGGAACAUGUGUUUGAGGCCCUGAUGCGCUGGGUACGCUGCGACAAGGAAAAGCGCACCAAGGUCCUCGGCGACGCCUUUGAGUGUGUGCGCUUCCGCCUCAUGCCGGAGAAGUACUUCCACGAAAAGGUGGAGACCGAUGACCUGAUCAAGGCCGACGCAGAGCUCAUGAAGAAGGUGCAGGUGAUCAAGGAUGCCUUUGGUGGGAAGCUCCCCGAGAAGACCAAGAAGAAGAAGGCCGAGGGAGAGGGCGACAAAGAUGGGAAGGAGGGAGAGGAAGAGGAUGAGGAGGAAGAUCUGUUGCCAGGAUACCUCAGUGACAUCAAGAGACUUGGCAUGUUCACGCGGGACCUGAUUGUCAUGGUGAACGAAACAGCCGCUGUGGCAUAUGAUGUAGCUGAGAAUGAGUGCUUUGUGGCAGCCAUGUCUGAGCAAGUGCCCCGGAACCAUGUCAGCAUUUGCACCUCGAAGAACGAGUUCUACAUCGUUGGCGGUCUGUUCAUAGAAGAGGACAACAAGGACAGCCCACUGCAGUGUUAUUUCUACAGGUUGGAUACGCUGGCAUCUGAUUGGAUGGCUCUGCCCCCCAUGCCUUCUCCCAGGUGUCUGUUUAGCAUGGGCGAGUAUGAGAACCUGGUGUUUGCCAUUGCAGGGAAAGACCUGCAGACCAAUGAGUCCCUGGACACAGUCAUGUGCUAUGACACAGUUAAGAUGAAAUGGAAUGAGACAAAGAAACUUCCCCUGAGGAUCCAUGGGCAUGCUGUGGUCUCUCACAAAGGCCUGGUCUACUGCAUUGGAGGAAAAACCGACGACAACAAAGCCAUCAACAAGAUGUUUGUGUACAACCACAAGCAGUCUGAAUGGAGGGAGAUGGCAGGCAUGAAGCUGGCCAGGGCAAUGUUCGGUGCCGUCAUUCACAAGCGUAAGAUCAUCGUGAGUGGAGGAGUGAACGAGGAAGGCCUUACCGCAACAGCUGAAACUUAUGACUUCACCACAAACAAAUGGGAGCCAUUCGCAGAGUUCCCACAAGAGAGAAGUUCAGUAAACUUGGUGAGCAGUGGAGGAGCACUGUACGCCGUCGGUGGUUAUGCCAUCAUGGAGCUUCCAAACAAAGAGGUCGGCCCAACAGAGCUCACUGACGUCUGGCAGUAUGAGGAGGAUACGAAGAAAUGGAGUGGUAUGCUGAGAGAGAUGCGUUACGCUGCUGGCUCUUCUUGUGUAUCUAUGCGACUUAACGCAGCCAGAAUGCCCAAACUCUGAAACGUGCCAUCCUACCAUGAUCUUCUCACCUGCUCUUUUGACCUUAAGAGCUCAGCUGCCUGGAGUCAUCCCUUUGUAGUCAUUUAAAGAGAGUGAGAGGAAACUCUGUGGUUUAUUAUUAAUGUUGCAAGGCUGUCUUGAGACACAUUGCUACAUAAAUUCUGUAGUCCAGUCAGCUGUGUAAUGUCUGAAAGCCUGCAAUGUUUUCCAAACGGUUUACAUUAAAAAAAGAAAUGCAUAUAGUCACUGAUGUGACUGUGAUGUUUUGGGUUGAAUUCUCCCAUCUCAGGUUACUUUCUGUACAAUAAAAUAACAAAGUUCAACCUGUUUCAUUUCACUCACUCAUGUCAGCAUAGUAGGUGUCUGAAUUGUAUGUAUGCUCCCUUUUUUGUAAAAUAAACAUUUUUAAAUUA